AUGCCGCCUGAUCCAGGUAUAGAGGCUGCAGCCCUAGGUGCUAGUGAGUCUGCUCUCCCUGGUACUGCGUCGGCUCAGGCCUUGCACACGUUUACACUUGACUCUGGUGCUUCCCGCUGUUUCUUUCACGACAGCAACAUUGUCACUCCCCUCCCUGCACCUAUCCCUGUCUCACUAGCUGAAACCUCUGGGGGCCCACUGCUUGCACGAGCCACGACUGUGCUUCCGUGCCCGGCGGUCCCGUCUGGUGAGCUGUCAGGUCUCCACAUCCCCUCGUUCUCUACGAACCUGGUGAGCAACGCCGUCCUUCAGGAUCAUUGGGUUGACACCUUUACUCCUGGAGGACAGCGUGUGGCGAUCCUCACGUGCUCCAAGACUGGCCGCCACCUGGCCACGUUCACUCGUGAGCCUGGGUCCAGUCUGUACACCCUCACCACUGUUUCACGCUACACCCCUUUGUCUCCACAGCUGUACGCGUCUGCUCAGGUAGCUACCCAGUGUGAGUGUCGUCGCCUGUCGCACGACACUCUCCUGUGGCACCACCGCCUUGGUCACCCCUCCCUGCCUCGCCUUCGUGGCAUGCACUCUCGCUCCCUGGUCUCUGGUCUUCCCAGGUCUCUGCCUGCCCUCCCUCCCUCGCCUGCGCCGCCCUGCAUUCCUUGCGUCGAGGGGCGGCAGCGUGCCGCUCCUCACUCCUCCUCGUUCCCUCCCACAGAGGCUCCGCUGCAGACUCUCCACCUGGACGUGUGGGGCCCAGCCCGCGUCCAGGGGCAGGGCCGUGAGCGCUCCGCGAGCAGUUCGUUCGGGUCGGACUUUCCUAUCCUGCGUCUGCACUCUGACAGAGGUGGUGAGUUCACCUCCGACCUCUUGCGAGCCUUCUAUGAGGAGCACGGCAUCCGCCAGCCGUUCACGCUUCUGGCCUCUCCGCAGCAGAAUGGGGUUGCUGAGCGCCACAUUGGCUUAGUCAUGGAGGUCGCUCGUACCUCCAUGAUCCAUGCGGCUGCUCCCCAUUUUCUGUGGCCGUUUGCGGUCCGGUACGCCGUGCAUCAGCUCAACCUCUGGCUCCGUGUCUCCUUGCCGGAGACCUCGCCCACACUGCUGUGGACGGGGGAGGUUGGCGAUGCGUCGCGAUUCCGGGUCUGGGGUGCUCGUGCCUUUGUCCGCGAUACCACCGCGGACAAGCUCUCCGCCCGCGCCAUUCCCUGCGUCUUCCUUGGUUUUCCUCCUGACGCGCCUGGCUGGCAGUUUUACGACCCCGCCUCACGCCUUGUCUUUGCGUCUCAGGACGUCACCUUUGACGAGCCAGUGCCCUUUUACCGCCUGUUUCCCUACCGCACUACCCUUCGCGCUCCCCCGCCACUCUUUCUCGCUCCAGGUCCUCCCCAGGUAGACCCCCUCCCCGCGCCAGGUCCUGCUCCUUCAGGUGUUUCUCAGGUAGACCCUCCUGUGCCUGCGCCUGUUGAGGUCACUGAUGAUUCAGGUCCUGCUGGGGGUGGUCCUGCUCGGGGUGCUGUCUCUGGGGGUGCUGAGCCUGGGGGUACGGAGCCUGAGCGUGAGGAGCCUGGGGGUGCUGAGCCUGGGGGUGCGGAGUCUGGGGGUGCUGUGCCUGAGCGUGAGGAGCCUGGAGGUGCUGAGCCUGGGGGUGCGGAGUCUGAGGGUACUGAGCCUACGCGUGAGGGGCCUGAGGGUACUGAGCCUGGAGGUGCUGAGCCUGAGCGUGAGGAGCCUGGAGGUACUGCGUCUGGGGGUGCUGAGCCUGAGCGUGAGGAGCCUGGGGGUGCUGAGUCUGGGGGUGCGGCGCCUGAGGGUACUGCGACUGCUGGUGCGCGGUCUCCUUGGAGUGGCCGCCUUCGUCCGCGUGUGCCUCUCACCUCACAGCAGCUGCACGAGUGGUACGGACGUCGUCAGGGUCGCGCUGCUGGAGCUCGGGGCUCUGCCACUGGAGGUGCUUCCGCUGACGUCACUGGAGCUCGGAGUGGUGCUGGAACUUUGUCUUCUGGAGGUGCUGGAGUCACUGGUCCCGGAGGUGCUCGUACUGGAGGUACUGGAGCUGCUGGGACUGGAGGUGCUGUGUCUGGGGGUGCUGCUGCUGGAGACACUGAGGCUGGAGACCCUGGGACUGGAGGUGCCGGUUCUGGGGGUGCUACUGCUGGUGGAGCUGGUCCUGGAGCCGCGACUGUUCUUCGCUCCGCCGUCUCCGUCGUCUCAGCCACCGCCUGGCUCUAUGCUUCGCCAGGUUCUUAG
Molecule: messenger RNA, 2244 nt
Organism: Closterium sp. Yama58-4
Lineage: Eukaryota; Viridiplantae; Streptophyta; Zygnematophyceae; Desmidiales; Closteriaceae
Source: the annotation of a GenBank genome assembly